CCAAUGCUAUGAUCAACGCUUGCCACGAUUUCCUGGACUUAGCCGAAACCCACAGCCGAAAAUGGCAGCGGGUGCUGCAGUAUGAGCGGGAGCAGAGGAUCCGGCUGGAGGAGACCAUCGAGCAGUUAGCCAAGCAGCACAACAGCUUGGAGCGAGCCUGCCGCGGAGCCCCUGGCCUGGCCUCCAGCAGCACCGGCAUCAAAAAAAAAGCCAGCAGGCCGCCAACAGGGAGCGUGCAGUCUGCCAAAGGAGAGGCCAGUGAUGAAGAUGAAGAGACGGAGUAUUUUGAUGCCAUGGAGGAUGCACCAGCUUUUAUCACUGUAACCGCAGACCCCAAGCACCACAGGCGUUCGGGCAGUAACCUGAGUGGGGCCAGCGAGGGCCACCCUGAGGACUGGAACCUGGAGGACAGCGUCUUUGAAAGCUCAAAUCAAAGCAGCUACAAUGAGUCCACUUGCAAAGAUCUCCUGCCGAAGAAAAGGAGACGGACUCGCAUCCCCGACAAACCCAACUACAGCCUUAACCUCUGGAGCAUCAUGAAGAACUGCAUCGGCAAAGAGCUCUCCAAGAUCCCCAUGCCUGUAAACUUCAAUGAGCCGCUCUCCAUGCUGCAGAGGCUGACGGAGGACCUGGAGUACCACGAGCUGCUGGACAAAGCAGUCAAGUGCGAGAGCUCCACGGAGCAGAUGUGCUUCGUUGCUGCAUUUUCAGUGUCUUCCUACUCGACGACUGUCCACCGCACCGCAAAGCCAUUCAACCCGCUGCUGGGGGAAACCUAUGAGCUCGACCGGCUGGAGGAGUUCGGCUUCCGUUCCCUGUGCGAGCAGGUAAGCCACCACCCCCCGGCAGCCGCCCAUCACGUCUACUCCAAGCGAGGGUGGACGUUGUGGCAGGAAAUCACGAUCGCCAGCAAGUUCAGGGGCAAAUACCUCUCCAUCAUGCCACUGGGCACCAUCCAUCUCGAGUUUCAUUCCAGCGGGAAUCACUAUGUCUGGAGGAAAGUCACCUCCACCGUUCACAACAUCAUCGUGGGCAAGCUCUGGAUUGACCAGUCUGGUGAAAUAGAGAUUGUUAACCAUAAGUCAAAAGAUAAAUGCCAGCUGAAAUUUACCCCCUACAGCUACUUCUCCAGAGAUGUCCCCCGAAAGGUGACAGGGGUGGUGAGCGAUGCCGAUGGUAAAGCCCACUACGUCAUGUCCGGCACGUGGGAUGAGAAGAUGGAGUGCUCCAAGAUAGUGCAGAGCAGCCACGGCAGCACCAGCACGGAGGGCAAGCAGAAAACCGUCUACCAGACGCUGUCUCCAAAGGUCCUGUGGAAGAAGUACCCCCUUCCGGAGCAUGCCGAGAACCUGAGGUGGGAGGCGAAGCAGCGAGCCGUGCGCCGGAGGCGAGAGGCUGAGGCCGUGGAAGCCCUGGAGGAAGGCAAGGACUACGAAGGCUAUAUCCCGCUGUGGUUUGAGCGCAAGGUGGAUGCCGUGACGGGGGAGCUGAUCUGCGUCUAUAAGGGCGGCUACUGGGAGGCCAAGGACAAGCAGGACUGGAGUACGUGCCCCGACAUCUUCUGAGCCGCUCUGCUCGCGCCGGGGUGGCCGUCCCCGUGCCUCAAUUCACCGGGACAGACAGAGGGACAGUGAGGACACGCUGGCAGCGUCCCGCCAGCAGUUAACAGUGCAAAUACAUACACAGAGUCAAUACGUGCAGAAAUUUGAAAAGAAAAUCUAAACAGGGAUUCCAAACCUAUUUUUUUACGCACUAAUAAAUAGCAUCCUUUUUUUUUUUAAUGAUGGCUUUUUCAGCGACUAAUUAGGAACGAGGAUACGUGAAUCUGGUCCGUUUUUAGCCUAGCAUAUUUAUCUAUAUAAAUUCAGCUAUCAGGAGUUGCUGCCUAUAUCUUUCAGCGCCUUGGCUUUAUCGGCUGAGACGUUGACUUCCAAAGAUGCUCGCAUUGUGGGGAUGCCGUGCAUUUGUGUGAGCUCUUUUCUUUGACAUUAUUUUUUUUUCCCCAUUUGUGUGUGGACUUUAUGGAAAUUUUUUUUUUUUUUUUUUUUAAAUCUGCUCCUGGUUCAGGUUCCUUCAAAGACGGACACGAACAGCUCUGUGUCCUGCUCAGAAAACUGUCUCCAGGGGCCGUGGCGCUUGAUCCUGGAGGCUCUUGGUGGUUCCCGCAAUGCCCAGUCUUCCCAGUAACACCAAUUACGACAUUUCAGCUGGUGACUUUUUUUUUUGACCUUUUUUUUUUUUAAAAAGAGGUGUUUCAGCAGAUUCCCUGCAGUCUGCCGUGUUUAGUCAAGGCUUAGGGCUGUCUUUAACAUGAUGCUUUGUGAGAGUGAUUUGAGUGAGGUUUGGUUUGGUUUUCCUGCAACCGCAUCCGAAGGGGGGAGACGGCCUCGCCGAGGUUGGGAAUGCCCAGCAGACACAGAGCAAAGAGGUCUGUAGACCAGCGAUGCUCCGGGGUCCACGUACCGGCUCUCUCCCGCUCCGCCUCGCUGCAGCCCAGGGGCUGGCAGGAGCCUGGACCGCAGUACCGGGUUUGCAGGCGGUGUCUCCCUGCUGAGCUCUGCCCGAGGCCGGGAGGGAGGGGAGGGGAGAGAUGCUGUGGUGCCGCUGGGACAGAGCCUGCCUGGGAUGCAGCCUUGGUCCUGGGUCUCCCAUCCCUGCGUCUUCCCCGUUAAGCCAGACAGGUCUGGUCCGCAGUCCCCCGGCACGGGGGGGUCACAGGCUGAGCCUGGAGGGCACCUCUGUAGCCUGGUGCCCAGCUCCGUUCCUUCUCCUCCCUCGUGGCCGGUCUCUCCCAGGAGCAGUUUCAGGUCACCACUAAAGCAGCCUGAGCACGGGGCCGGGGCAGCCCCACGUCCCCUGCUCACCCUCCGCCUUGCUGCAGCCCUGGACCCGCCGGGAGGAGCGGAGCAAGCCCUGCCGCUGAUCGUCGAG
Molecule: messenger RNA, 2931 nt
Organism: Pygoscelis adeliae (Adelie penguin)
Lineage: Eukaryota; Metazoa; Chordata; Aves; Sphenisciformes; Spheniscidae
Product: oxysterol-binding protein 2-like
Exons: 13
Coding region: 9-1565 (518 amino acids)
Cellular component (GO): intracellular membrane-bounded organelle; cytosol; membrane
Molecular function (GO): cholesterol binding
Source: RefSeq, a predicted model, not a curated record